GGUAGUGAUCACGGUUAAUAAAUAAUAAAAACGUUCUAAGCAUAUAUAUUUACAAAUAAAAUAUGGUAAUAAUUUGAAAAACUCCUUAAUAAGUGACAUUAGAAAAUAUUUUUUUUUAUCAAGCUUGUGCAAAUGUGUUAGUAUUGAAAGAAGGUUUUAACGGAAAUUUUAAACAUGGAUUUCUCAUUGGAUAAUCAAUCAACAACUAAACUCGCCGAUAUGACGGAUCAGAAAGCAGUAGAUCACCAAAAUGAAACAAUUGCGGAAAAUGCCAAGAAAUCGAAACUUCCCAAAAGAAUUUGCCUUGUUGGAACAGUUGUAGACGACGAUGAAGUAGCAAGUGCAGCAAAAUUAUUCAACGUUCCUGUUUUGUCAUCUGAAACGGGAAAGGAAUUUUGCGAUGAUGACACUUGGAUGACGUAUUAUAUCUUAAAAGAAUUUGAAGGUCCGAUAUUUGAAAAUAUUUACAGAGCUGCUGUAAAAAAUAAAAUUUUGGGCCCGCCCGCGCUCUUAUCGGCUUCAAAGAAUGUCUCCGAUGGAUUGCCGCAACAUAACCGACCAAUUUAUAAUUACAGCAUGAAAGGAGUUGUAACAACUUUCACAGGAAUUCGUAAAAGAGAUGAAUUGACUCAAUUAGUUCAUCUCAUUCAUUUCAUGGGAGGAUCAAUAAGAAAAGAAAUGAAUCAUCGAGCAACUCAUUUAAUUUGUUCGAACGCUUAUGGCGAGAAAUAUCGAUAUGCCUUAACAUUUCGUUUGAACGUUGUUCGUUCGUCGUGGGUUUUAAAUGCUUGGGAGAAUCGAAACGAAGCUGAAUUUUCAGCUACAAAUGAAACAUUUACAACAAAUCAUAGAUUGAAAAUCUUCGAAGGAUGUCGCGUUGCUUUCAUUGGAUUUCCUGAUUUUGAGAAAGCAAAUAUGGCAGAUCUCCUUCGAUCUUAUAAUGGAAUUGAGACAACGAGUGAUGAUGACACAUGCACUCAUAAAAUUAUCGCUGAUUGUCCUGUUUUCGCAAAUGACGUGAAUAAUGCAACAUUCGAUAACAGCAACGCAGUCUGCGACGAUGAUUUUGUAGGUGAUGAUGAAGAUAAAGAAGAAAACUUUGAUGAUACGAAUGAUUAUGCAUCACAAAUCAUACAGAGGAAACAUGAAUCGUUUUUGCGACAUUUUGAGCAGAUUGAAAAGGAUGGAUGCGACUUACCGAUAGUAAUGGAAGAAGAUGAAGCCUCAAAAUCUGCUACAAGUACAGAACAGAAUAAUAAAAGUAAGAAAGAUCAUGACGGAGUUAUUUUGCGUGAUGAAGACGGCGCGUUCUCAAAUGCUCGAAGUAUUUCUCCAAUAUUCAAGCCUUCAAUUGAUGAACGACGAGUUGAACAAACGACAGCAGCGAAGGUUACGACAAGUCAAGAAGAAGAUUACGACGCAUUUCCUUAUGAUUCUAUUUAUGAUGAAUCACAACGAGAAACUGGCAAACGUAAGCGACUUGCUGACGAAAGUUUUGAAAACUUUUCGUUCAUGUCUACGGAAUCGACGAAAAAACCAAAAUUAAGUCGUGCAGGUUCAAUAACAAAAACUUUCAAACGACGAAUGAGUUUCGGGAUUGCAACGCCAAUAAAGAAAAUAUUUAAACAGAGACGAAAUUCAAGCGAUAGCAACAGCAGCAUUUGUUCAACGUUGACGAAUUUGGAAACAACUUUCAAUGAAUCGAUUAAGGAGCCGAUCAAAGAAAAGUUUCGUCAAAUUAAGCACAAAGUUUGUAAACUUAGCAAAAGUGUUACAACAACGCCAAAAUCAGCUAAAGUUAAAGCACGUUUAACUGCAUCAAAUUUAUCAAACUUCAAAGACAUUUGCAAGUUGAAAUCUUAUGAUGAUUAUGCACAAAAUACUCCAGAAACAUCGAUCAUUGAUUCUGAUGCCAUAGAGUUUAAAACACCAAAAGUUCCGUGUCCAAACUCAGUUGUUGAUGAAAGUACUGUUAAGUACGAUCAUGGUUCAGAAGAAUCAAAAUUCUUUGUGGUCAAAGCGGAAUGGUUUUGGACUCGAAUUGCUGAAGGAUAUGCACCAGAAGAUGAUUUCUUAUACAAAGAUUACAUGCAAAGUAUAAGAAACGAACAAGCAGAGAAAUGUGAAAGAAGAGAUUCGUUAAUUAAUUACAGUGCAAAAACACAAAGAAAACGUAAACGCUUAUCACGUAUUGUGAACGAUGGAACACCUGUAAGUGCUGGGAAAAGAAGAUCAUCAAUAUCAGAUGCUGGAAUUCUCUCAGAAAGUCUCAUUGACUAUACAGCAAGUCCUGAUAAGAAUGAAACACCAAAAAGUUCUGAAGACAUUGUUAAUGAAUUUUCGACAAAAAAGUUCUCAAUGCGUCAUAAUCAUUUCAUGGAUUUCUAUCAUACAGAGUCGAACUAUGUUGGAAUUUUGGAAACAAUCGUGAAAUUAUUUAAACUUCCACUUGAAAAAAUGGCAGACGAGAAUCCCGAUGAAAGCGAUCUUCUUAACAAGUCUGAAGUGAAAGCAAUUUUCAGUAAUUUCCUUCCAAUUUAUGAAGUUCAUCGUAAGAUGCUUAACACAUUACAAGAAAUUAAUUCAAGUUGGAAAGAAGAUUGCGCUAUUGGUCAAAUAAUUUUGGAUAAUCGUGACAGUUUGUUGAAAGCUUAUCCACCUUAUGUGAAUUUUUUUGAGCAAAUGAAGACAACAUUAAUAGAAGCAGCUCAAUCAAAGCCUCGAUUUCAAGCCUUUCUAAAGAUAAAUCAAGCAAAACCUGAAUGUGGUCGUCAAUCACUUCAAGAUCUCAUGAUUCGACCUGUACAACGUCUUCCAAGCAUAAGUCUUCUCUUAAAUGACAUUUUAAAGCACACACCGAAGGCAAACAGAGAUCAGGAUUUGUUAAGUGAAGCUUUGAAGGCGAUUAAAGAAGUUAUGACUUAUAUUAAUGAAGAUAAACGCAAAACUGAAGGACAAAAGCAAAUGUUUAACAUUUUCAAUGAGAUUGAGAACUGUCCACCACAUUUGAUAUCAUCACAUCGAAGUUUCAUUUCACGUUGUGAAUGCACGGAAUUGUCUGAGACUUUAAGUGGACGUGGUGAUUCACUUGUGCUCUUCCUUUUUACUGACACGCUUGUUAUUUGCAAAAAACGUUCACGUUUUCACAGUUCGAAAUCACCAAAUUCAACGAAAAGCAACUCAUCGAGCAUUAAGCCUUAUAAACAUAUCAAAUUAAUUCCACUUUCAUCAAUUCGAACUCUUGCUGACAUUAUGGACAGUCCCAGAGCUUUUGCAAUCUCACUUCGCAGCAGUAUAAACAUUCAAGACAUGAGUAAAGAUAAACUUUACUCAUUCACAUUUAGACUGGCAACGCGUACAAGGUUGAAAGUUGGUCGUGCUUUUUCAUUUACAAAGACACCGUCGAGGAAGAUUCGAGGAAGUAACGUUUCUUUAACGCCAUCAACAAUCUCUUCAAUGAGUCACUUGAAACUUCAAUCAAGCUUGACAUUAAAUGACUUUGACAUGGAACGUAAAACUCAUGAUUCGGUUCCAGUUCCACUUACUGAUCAGAUGUCUCGAAAAAACAUGAAUCCUACAGGCCUGGGCGAUAUGUAGAUAAUUAAACGAUGAAUAUUUUCAAGAAGAAGAAAUAAGAAAGAUUUCAAAAUAUAUUUUAGAAUAUUUUUUAAGUGUAAAAAAUUACUGAAAGUAAAACUUCCUAAGCAGA
This is a messenger RNA of Clunio marinus, 3709 nucleotides long. NCBI's taxonomy places the organism in Eukaryota, Metazoa, Arthropoda, Insecta, Diptera, Chironomidae. The record is from the annotation of a GenBank genome assembly.